UGUUCUCUCUUUCGGUUUGUUGUGCAAAGCCAUGAUACGACAAAACAUGAGAUGAGGCUGAAAUAGGAAUAGGAGAACUUCACUUUGUAAGUGAUAAGACAACUAAUAUAUUCAUUCAAACUGCUGUCACAGUUGACUUCAAUGUUAAACUGUAAUUGUGAUACGAGAAAACAGUGGACACUCUUUUGAAGAAAAAACAAAAAUACUCAUCUGAUGAAACUUCACUGACGCUGGACACCCUCUACACAGGGAAGUAUGGCCGACCAAAGCCAGAAAAGCAGUUUCUAUAACGGUUACAAUGACAAUCGAUCAUCCACAACAGGACCACCUGUCUCAAGCAACACCUCAAGUAUGUCCCAGGGGCUCGCCGGGGCCGGAUGCAGAGUGGAUACUCCUGUACAAGGGACUUCUGCUGGUCAUGCAUCAUUGAUGGGACAGCAAGAUGUUAGGAGGUCCGAUGCAGAUCGUGGUCAUCAGGCCUGUGGUGGGGCAACUGCAGAUGGCGCUGAUUGUUUUGGAGAAAAGAGAUAUGACACCGGCCUUGGAAUAAAUGUGCGCAUAUAUUCCGGCGACAUAUCUAAAUCUGAAGCAGAUGCCAUCACAACUGGAGAGGGACUACAAGUUAUUCUUAUGAGUCAGGUGACAAGAUCUAUUGCUCAUCUUCUUGGAACGCCAUUUGAAGAAAGAAGAGAAAAAUUGUUUACAACAAAUGGAGGACAUUUAAAGGGAGGGGAAGUGUAUGUUACAAACAUAAAAAGUGAUCUUGUUAAAUACCAAUAUGUGCUGCACACGGUCGUACUUGUUAAUCGUGGCUCUAUCAGCGAUGUCAGAAGGCUGUAUUGCAAAGUGCUUGAAAGAUCAGAUCUCCUCAAAGUGGAUACAGUAGCUGUUCCAUUGCUGGGUACAGGCAGCGGUCAAAUCGGUCAAGAGGAUGCCAUCAGAGCAUUGGCAGAUGGCCUACACCGCUAUGCAAUAGACAGGCUUAAAAGAUAUACUAAGCCUCUCAAUGUAGAGAUUGUGACACCACAAGUGAAACUUAUAGAUAUUGUCUACAAGGAAAUUGAGAAGUGUUUUAACAGCCAACCAGCUCCUGCAUCAACACAAAACAGUGGCACACUAAUGUCGAAGACAUCAUCCAAGAAACAUCUACAAGGUUCCGCUGAACACACAACGCACAGAGCUUCUGGUCACAAAUGCUCUGAUCGAAGCUAUACAUGGAAUAAAGGCCCACAGCUGAGAUCAAAUCGACUCACAACAGUAAGUAACGGCGCUAUGGUCGCUGCCUUUGACACUGAGAAAGCCGGCACUGGUGCCAUCCAUGGUCUAUACCAUGAGCCAGGAAUGACCAAUUUGCAAACCAGAACUGCAGAUCUCUCUCUUGGUUGUGAUGUUCCCAGUAGAAAGCCCCAUGGGCACAGCAGUGGUAAUGAUGCUGGAGACACUCCUCAUCUGGGAACCAGUUCGGGAUGGGGAGGACAAUGCAAUGAAACUUCCAGUUCAGGUGGAGAUCAAGACGGUUUGGAAGAGACAGACAGAGUUAUUCCUGAAGAGCAGCCUGACCUGAAGGUUACUGAUGUCGGCAGGGCAGAGGAAGAAACGUGCCCAAUCUGUAUGGACUUGAUCCAAAAUAUGAAAGUGUUGGGCAAAUGUGGUCAUAAAUUUUGCCAAAAAUGCAUUGAAGACUGCUUCAGGAGCUGUAAGCCCAUCUGUCCAACGUGUCUGACUGUGUAUGACGUCAUCACUGGCAACAUGCCACAAGGGACGAUGUCUGUGAAUACAGCAUCCUUCCCCAGCCUACCUGGAUACGAGGGGUGUGGCUUCCUCACCAUACAGUACCAUUUCCCAGAUGGUUGGCAGACACACAAUCAUCCCCAUCCAGGCCGACGUUACCAUGGAACAUCACGUGUAGCCUUCUUGCCAGCUAAUGGAGAGGGGCGGAAGGUGUGCCGACUUCUCCAACUGGCCUUUGAUCGAAAACUGACUUUCACAGUGGGAAGGUCAGCGACCACUGGCCGCGAUGACGUGGUCACCUGGAACGACAUCCACCACAAGACGAACGUGGAUGGUGGUCCCACCAGAUUCGGAUACCCAGACGACACCUACUUGUUUCGGGUCCAGGAGGAGCUGGCCAGUAAAGGUGUCACGGAGGAUCAGCUGUAGCACACACACACCCACCAGUUGGUGUCACCGAGAGACAGCUGUACUUCACCAGCUCUGACAGGAUCUCUCACACACAUCCCUGCUGUCACCGAGAGACAGCUGUACUUCACUAGCUCUGACAGGAUCUCUCACACACAUCCCUGCUGUCACCGAGAGACAGCUGUACUUCACCAGCUCUGACAGGAUCUCUCACACACAUCCCUGCUGUCACCGAGAGACAGCUGUACUUCACCAGCUCUGACAGGAUCUCUCACACACAUCCCUGCUUUCACCGAGAGACAGCUGUACUACACUAGCUCUGACAGGAUCUCUCACACACAUCCCUGCUGUCACCGAGAGACAGCUGUACUUCACUAGCUCUGACAGGAUCUCUCACACACAUCCCUGCUGUCACCGAGAGACAGCUGUACUACACCAGCUCUGACAGGAUCUCUCACACACAUCCCUGCUCCCAGGAGUGGCAACGGAUGGCCCUGUUGCCUAAUCCACUGUGCAGAGUUGUGUCCCUUAGGUGGGCCCUGUAUCAUGGGUUCGAAUCCCAGAAUGCCUUGCUUGUAGAAUUCCUGUCAGUGACAACAGCGGACACAAUACUCCUAUUACACAGUAUUUAUUGAACAUGUAUCACACUUAUUUGUUCACAAUAGGGUACCCUAGAUCACACAGAAACUGCAAAGUUUUUCUUAUUUUGGUCACCAUAAAAUAAAAAGUAAAUGGAAACAGCUGAUUGUCCACGUGCCUUUACAUUAUUAAAAGUUGGUGCUAUUUCGGACAACUCUAAUUAUUUAUAACAUUGAACACGUUGAAUAGUGCACGUGAAGUGAGAAAUGUUGAUCUCUGAGAGUCUACAGACAGUGCGAAUAGUCUAAACAAAAUGUUUUCCAAAGGAGGAAUCAACAAUCAUGUAUGUAUCGCGGUAGAAAUCAAGCUCGGUAUCAUGAGGUAUUGUUUCCAGCUCCCAAGUGAUGACAUCAUAGAUCACCUGUUGUCUUGAAUACUGAAUGGGACCUGUUGAUGUUACGUUGCUGACACAGUGUCAAUCAUGUUUUUAUGCCUAACCUCACAUCAUACUGUCCUACCUGUGAUCUAUUUAAUAGCAUUUCAUAAUGUAUUAUGGUGAGUCAUUUCCGGAGCACAACUUGAAAACUGUGAAAGACUUUUUUAUCAAAACCUGGUACAUUUAUUAACCAAGGGCAGAAGUGGUUCCUUUUACUAUUUGGGAAUUUUUCAAAAUUUCAUUUUUCCCUGUAUCCAUGAAAACAAGUUAGACUUAGCUGAAAUGGAGGUAGGUGUCGUUUCCGGAACAGAAUUAUAAAACUGUUCAACAUUUAUCAUCCAAACUUGGUACAUGUACACAUAUUAAACAAGGGCUGAAGAGGUGCUUUUGCUAUUUAGGACAUUUAUAUUUUUUCCUGUUUUGCAAGGCAACAAGUUUGACUUUGACUGUGUUCAUUGUGGUGUCCUUGUCCAGACCAUGUCUCUAAAACCAAUAGCUAUUCUUUCAUGGCACUUUGCACACACAAGACCAGUUUGUCAGAUGGUGCCUUUUGCAAUUUAGGGCUGUUUAGCAUUUAUAUUUUUUCAUUUCUAUGGCAGCACGUUUGACUUUGACUCUCUUCACAGCGAUAGAAACUAACUGUUUUAGUCCACUAGUCCUUGUAAUUAAAACAUAUAGCAAAACCCUUAAUAAUGGCAAAUUUCUACUACCUUAUGAUACCUUAACUAUUGGGCAGUUUGGCAAGGACUAUAUGCCAAUAUCUAACACUGCUUCUUAGAAAUGUGUUUCUCCAGACUAUAUUUCUAAAACCAAUAGGCACUCUUUUUAAAGCUAUGCACACACAAAGACCAGGUUGUCAACUGGUGCCUUUUGCUAUUUAGGGAUUUUUAGAAUAUAUAUUUUUUGUUUCCAUGGCAACGCGUUAUAUUUUUACUGUUCUUAGUGGUGUGUACUUGACAUAGAAAUACAAAGUUCUGUAUCCUUAUUCCAUGGUAUUGUUUUGAUAGCACAAUAACUACUCUUGUACAAGGACAGACAGAUUAGAUAGAAGUUCUCUCAUCAAAUUGGACUUUGAGUAAGAGUCAAACAAUUUGUUCUUUUUUUCAUUUGUGGUGGCUGGGGGAAUUUGUCAUCUUCUGAUGACUUUUGUUUAUUGAGCAACCUGUUUGUUUGUUUGAUUAUAUUUAGUAUAUUAAGUCAGAUUAACCAGCCAUGAUCAAUGCACUGUUUUCUAUACUCUAUAAAUACCAGAUUAUUAACACUUUUCUCAGAAUGAUCACAAUCUGAUACUUGUAAACAUCAAUGAUUUCUCUCUUGAAAAGUUUAUUAUAGUAGAUGAGAGCAAUGUCUACAUAGUUGCAAAUCUUGUCACUGCUACGAUUGAUAAACCUAUUUUGUGGGAAACAGGAUGUUUCCUGUAACAAAUGUUACAUUUGGGAUAACACUUUCUUAGUAAAUACAGAUUCUCGUACAUUUUGGGUUGAGUCCCGUCCUGGAUUCGAACCCACACUGCCAGAGUGAGGAAGGGAGUUAACCAAAAAAGUACGAGAAUCUGUAUUUACUAAGAAAGUGUUAUCCCAAAUGUAACAUUUAUUACAUUUGACCACUUUCUAAAUGGCAUUGUGUGUUCAUAAGAUGUUUCCUAUUUGGAAAUAACAUGUGGACACCAAUGACAUGAUCACUCUCCCCACUCCCUGAAGAAAUGGUACCCUUGUAUUAUGUAUACUACUCAAGGGAAGUUAAGGAGCACCCGACUCUUUCUUAUUACUUCAUAUUAAGUCAUGCCACGAGGGAUUAACUAUCAUAUGAAAGAAAUGGAUGUUCUUUGUGGUAUUGUCAAGACUACUACCACAUCUAUGAUACAAUUAUAAGUAGUCAUGCCCCUAACAGUAUAGCUUGUACUUCCUGUGUGCUGGGCAUGUAGGUAAUAGUCAGUACACCGCGGUGUAUAGAAGUCUCACAUUCUUUAACAUCUCUUGAAUAGUAUACAUGUAUAUCCCUGUCUGGCUGUCAAAUGAAAAUGACAAAAUGGAAGCUUUCAUUCAAUAGUUUAUGGACGAGAAACCUCAUGCCUCAGAGACCAUCAUGAGAUUAUUGCUAUAUUGCUGACUAUGCAAUCUUGUUACUCGUUUAUGGUUGGUGAGUUACAGUUGAAAAUUCUCAAGUUUGUUUCCCCUUCCAGUUCAAAGAGGAUAGGGAUGUGAUGUUUUGGUGAAUUUGAUAUUGGAUAUUGUGUGAUUUUCAUAUUAGGACUCUGUAACAUUUCGGAAUUGAUGUGUGUUUUGACAGCUGUUUCAAGACAUGGGAAUCUGUCAUUGAGUACCAGUUAGAGUUAUCUCCCUUUGUCUUCAUUAUCACAAGCUCCAUCCCAGGAUGUGACACCUUCAUAACCCUCCUGUAGGGCUGGGACGAGUCCAAAUAUAUAUGUUGCUGAGUGAGGGGUUAAACAACAAACAAACAAAUGUUAGAGGAGUGAAAGUAAAGUUGACAUCAGCAUGUCCAAAUGUGGCCUUAUCUACCUUUUACUGUUUCUGACACAGAAGUAUGAUCAAUGUACAAGGUCCUCCAGGUCUGAUGUUCACAGCCUUCUCUUGCUUGUAUAUAUGUAUAGUGGAGUCAAGCUAAACAAUAGUUAAUGUAUAUGUUUAUUAAAGUUUGAUAAAACUCA
Haliotis rufescens (red abalone) is the source of this 5822-nucleotide messenger RNA. RefSeq lists its product as uncharacterized. Lineage: Eukaryota; Metazoa; Mollusca; Gastropoda; Lepetellida; Haliotidae. The transcript has 7 exons. The record is from RefSeq and is a predicted model, not a curated record. Gene Ontology annotation, biological process: Notch signaling pathway; protein ubiquitination. Bases 256 to 2160 code for a protein of 634 amino acids.